Molecule: messenger RNA, 2841 nt
Organism: Phlebotomus papatasi
Lineage: Eukaryota; Metazoa; Arthropoda; Insecta; Diptera; Psychodidae
Gene: lov
Product: protein jim lovell
Exons: 5
Coding region: 637-2682 (681 amino acids)
Biological process (GO): regulation of transcription by RNA polymerase II
Cellular component (GO): nucleus
Molecular function (GO): DNA binding; protein binding
Source: RefSeq, a predicted model, not a curated record
ACAUUGACCCAGUUCUUCCUCUUUUUCAUAUCAAUUGCCUUUUAUCACUUUACCUAGUGACUUUUUUCAGUGAUCUUUAGCAUCUAAAAAUUAUUUUUCAAAGUUAAUUUAAAUUGUAAUAUAUCUGACAUAGUUUAUAAGUUAAAAAAUUGUUGAACUAAAGUAAAAGGAUCGUAAGUGUUGUUAAACAGUGAUGAAGUGGGAAAAGAUGGAUUAAUAGACUUGAAAGAAGUCCUCAGCCGCUUGUACAGUUCUUUGUCCCAGGAGGCAACAUUUUGUUCGCGAUCAUAGUUGUUGGAGAGAGCAAGUGAAAAUUUUGCUCCAACGUGCCCAGGUGGAACCAUAGGCUUAUAUUAAUCACAACUUAUGCUAUUCUAGCUUCAGCACACCUUUCUUGCUGGGAAAAAAGUGCUUUGGAAAACUCUCACCCGGCUGUUGAAGGUGAAGAGUGUGAUAGAAAAACCACACUCUUGUACCAACAACCGGAUAUCAUCCUCAGGAUUUAACACCACGAAAAAAAUCAAAUUAAAUGAACAAUUAAUUGGUGUGGAAGCAGCAAUUGAGAACUGAGAGACGUUAUAGGAGACUUUCUCAAGUAUACAACGUGAUAUGGAUACAAGACAUUAAGGUGCAAAAAUGAGUGCAAUGAAUUCUGAAGAGUUGUACAGUCUCAGGUGGAACAACCACCAUAGUCACAUGGUGCACGCGUUCAAUGCCCUUCUGCAGACGAAAACCCUCGUGGAUGUAACCCUUGUAUGUGCUGAAACGAGUAUCCGGGCUCACAAAGUGGUCCUAUCAGCGUGCUCACCAUUCUUCCAACGAGUUUUUGCUGAUACUCCGUGCAAGCAUCCUGUUAUCGUGCUGAAAGACUUCAAUGGAUGGAUUGUUCAGGCUAUCAUUGACUUCAUGUACCGUGGGGAGAUCAGGGUGUCCAAGACUCAUGUGCAGACGUUGAUUCAAGCGGGAGAGAGUCUGCAGAUUCGAGGUUUGGCGGAUUUUAGUGUUCAAGACAGCUUUCCAAUUCUUUUUGCCACAACACCUGAAGAUUUAGACAUGGCCACAGAUACCUCCACAAUACUCUCUCCUGCCAGUCCAGAGUCCGUGUCCAGUCGUAACACGGCGCAAUUAGACAAGCUUCUCGUUUCACCGCACAGCUUCAUGGAUACAGUGGAUAAUCUGCCAAAUUCCGAUGGAUAUUCAACGAAUUUGCCCAGACGAAAGCAGGCACGGCCUAGGAGGAGGUCUGGCGAUGAAUGCAAUCCUCAAGAUCUCAGUCAGAAAAUGUUGGCAAUUGACCCCCUGCAGCAAAGGCUUAGUGUAGAAAAGGCAGAUGGAGAAGCCACAACAGAAAAUCACCAAACAGGGCCCCAAACUCCUUCUCAUGUGACUAAUUCCAACAUUGGUUCUCCCGAAAGAUCUGACGCUCCUGAAAAUCUCUGCACCAGAUCCACAACCCCUCCAUCGUCAAAUGAAGAACGCAAUGAAGAAGAUCCAAAACGUGACGCACAAGGAAAUUUAAACAACAACGGAAUAUUAUUUAGUCUGAAGGAUUUGAACUCUUGGAGUCAGUCUCCGUUCGCCAAAUGCUGUCAGAUGCUACCAAAUCAUCUACCAGCUCAUGGACUCAUGAUACAGACUCCAGAAUCACCGCCAGGGCCACAGGAUUCAUCAGAACCAGAGGAGGGAGGCACAGAAAAGGCAGAUGAGAGUCCAACGGGUGAGAGCAAUGGUGAGAGAAUGGCAUCCAGGACACCAACAGGAGGUGCGUCAUCGGCUGUGAAAUACGAAGAACAAAAUGGUACGAAUCUCCUUCCGGCAGCUUUACCUUUCCCACGGCUUUCGUCAGUGUCAUCGCUCUCCUUCAGUCCACCCCACAUUUUUGGAAUGGAGGCCCCUCCACUGGGACUGUUCCAGCAUGCGGCCGAAUCAUCAAGACUUUAUGGGUCAACAAUGCCAGUCGAUCAACGCAAUCUCCACAGCAAUCCACCGAAAUUUCUCAAGAAAAAAUUAGCUCGACCCAAAGGUCAACAUUCAGCACCUCGAGGUGGCCCUCCGAGAUCAUGGACCAAUGCUGAACUCACAGAGGCACUGCAGCACGUGUGGAACAAGAAGAUGACAACAAGCCAGGCAUCUAGGAUCUUUGGUAUACCAUACAACUCGCUCCUGAUGUACGUUCGUGGUAAGUACGGUAAGAGUUUGAAGUUGGAGAAGCUUCGAAAGGACUGCAUUAGUGGGCCACCUAUUGAGUUGCUAACAAUGGGAAUCUGUGGGAACAACAAUAACAGCUCCAAGAAAGCCAAUCAAAAUGCCAAUAGUCAAUCUGAGAGGGGUGAAUCAAAUGCCGGUGGUACAAAAGAUGCCGGCGGGGGAUCAUCCAAUGGUACUCUGCUCAAAAUACCUCCACCGCCGAGAAGUUCUUCACCUCUGCCAACGGAUCCUGAACUGGCGGCAGCGGCUGCUGCUGCCGCAGCUGCCUCACAUCCCAAUCUUAUGUUUGGCUCCUUCUCUCCGGGGUUCUAUCCUGACUUUUCUGCUUUUACCGGUCUACCGCUUACAAUGCUCAAUUUGCUCCCACCUCCACCACCACCGCCGCCGCCCACAGACGACACUGCUGCCAAGACACCACCACCAGCCCAAUCUUUCAAUCAUCACGAGUCCAAGGAGCUCUUGGAGAGGCAUUGACAGGAGCAGCAACACCUCAUGACCUUACCAGAAAAUGCCAUAAAAAUGCUGUAACUGAUACAGCCGCUUCGGCUGAUCCCUCAUCAUCCGUGGCAAGUGUUUCAAGAUUGGCUUCACUUACAAAAUUAAUAUUUGUUUUAUAAAGAUUUUCAAUUUAAA